Cheilinus undulatus (humphead wrasse) is the source of this 2209-nucleotide messenger RNA. It is a transcript of the gene necab3, whose product is annotated as N-terminal EF-hand calcium binding protein 3. Lineage: Eukaryota; Metazoa; Chordata; Actinopteri; Labriformes; Labridae. The transcript has 13 exons. Gene Ontology annotation, cellular component: cytoplasm; Golgi cis cisterna; endoplasmic reticulum. Gene Ontology annotation, biological process: regulation of amyloid precursor protein biosynthetic process. Gene Ontology annotation, molecular function: calcium ion binding. The record is from RefSeq and is a predicted model, not a curated record. Bases 131 to 1222 code for a protein of 363 amino acids.
CCUGCACAGCCUCACCUGCUCUCUGUGUCUCACCUGCAGCCUGCUUCCUCUCCUCCGUACUUGUAGCUCAACCUCUCCCUGUUAACUGUUUUUAUCCUUCUGACCGAGGUUUGUCUGGACGCGUUCAAAGAUGCUGGCUUGUACGGAGAUGAUCACUAUGUGCCUGCAGUCCGCCAAGCAGAAGCAUCUCCGGGCUCAGCAGCAGCAGCAGCAGCAGCCGCUGCACAGCGCCGGACAGGGACUGACUAUCUUUCAUGAUAUUUUCCGCCGUGCAGACAAAAACGAUGAUGGUAAGCUGUCCUUCGAUGAGUUCAAUGCUUACUUUGCGGAUGGGAUCCUGACCACUGAGGAGCUGCAGGAGCUUUUCUACUCCAUAGAUGGCCGACAGAACAACAAUCUGGACACUGACAAGCUAUCAGAUUAUUUCUCCCAGCACCUGGGGGAGUAUCUCAAUGUACUUUCAGCUUUGGAGAGCCUGAAUAUCGCUAUUCUAAAGGCUAUGGAUAAAACCAAAGAGGAGUACCAGGGUUCCAGUGUGCUGGGCCAGUUUGUCACCAGGUUUAUGCUAAGAGAGACAUCCAGUCAGCUGCUGUCCCUGCAGAGGUCACUGCAGUGUGCCAUGGAGGCUGUGGAGGAGCAGAGCAGCCCUGCCCCCAGAGAAGUAAAGGCCCCCGAGCUGACAGCAGCAGAGAGGAAUGGCAGGCGGUGUGGCCGCAGGCUCCAUAAUAACCUGUGCAUGUCUCCAUCGGAUCCCUGCUCCAAUAUCCUGACCACAGGUGUGAAUGUGGGAGAUGAAGAGAACUGGUGCUCUCAGAUCAGCCGGCUGCAGCAGCUGCUGGACAAAUUGGAGUGUCAGAGUCCCAAGUUGGAGCCACUGAAAGAGGACACACUGGCCAGCACGUACAAAUCUAACAUCCUGCUGGUUCAGAGGCAGAUGUCAGUGACCGAUCAAGACCUGGACAACUUCCGGAAAGUUCUCAAAAGCUACAUUGAUGCCACCUCGGCCCACUCUGACAACCUGCACGUGUCCGUUCAGAAGCUCCCGGGGAAGUCGUGUUACAUAAUGUAUGAGUUCUGGCAGGACCGCAUCUCCUGGAUGAGCUACCUGCAGACCAACAGCAGUAAAGACUUCCAGCGCUGUGUCAUUGACAUGUUGGAGGAUGCUGAAAUAGUUUCUACCAUGUUGCUCCCAGCGUCCUGGUGGAUUAUGACUAACAACUAACCCCUGGAUGUCACAUCCACUGCCUACACUGUCACACGGACAAAGACACGCUGGCGCUCCAUCCUUCCCACCCACACGCACACACAAAACGGAUUCACGGACGCACACACAUGCACAGGGGAAUUCAUCCAUCCGAGUUUGAAAGCAACAGGAGACUGAGACAAUGGCGUCAUCCCGCUUUCUCCAGCAGCAUCUUUUAAUAUUCCUCUGACUGCGAAUGCUCAUUAUUGUGCCGCUUGUAUCAAAAGGGAUAGUCGCACCCUAUAGCCAAUCUACGCACUUGAAAGUGACGGAUUCACUGCAACACAAAGCAAUCUUACUGAAGGUUUUUUUUUUUUUAACAACUCUAUCUUUCACUUGCGUAAUCGUCUCCUCUCUCUUGCAGUGUUUUUCUGAUAAUUAUGCCAGUGGACAAACCAUCCAAAACAUGCUAGAAUAGGCUAUAGAGCAAAUCCAAUUGGAUUCAAAACAACCAUGGCAGUGGUGUUUUGUGCGUUUGAUGAGUUGUUUACUGUAGAAUACAGUUUGAAAAAAGCAGGGGAGGAGGAGAUGAAGGUUUACUGCAGCUGAAACAUGCAUGCUGAUGACUGUGAAACUUUCCUUUCUAUCCUGGCUGUAUAUGUUGUAUUAUAUAUGCUGUAGCACUGUUUUUCUUUCCUUUAGCUAUCCUACUGUCAUGUGCACAGAAUGCCAAAAAGGUAACCUACAUCAGCCUAGGCAUUAACCUAUUGCUAGAUAUGUUAGUGAUUAGUAUGAGUUGCCUUUCUUAAUUUUCAGCAUUGAGGACAUUUUUUGUCUCUUAUGUAAGAGUAUCAAAAAAUAAUGUGUUAAAUAGGGGAUAAUGUUUGUGGGGGAGAUUUAUUGUAUCACUAAGUUAUCAAGAGGAACUAUAUUUAAUGUAUGAUGCAUUUAUUUUGAUCAGAGUGUAUCCCAUGUGUAAAUAUAAAGAGUGUAUUCAUAAUUCUGUUGUGUUUUGGUUCUGUGUCG